Messenger RNA from Oppiella nova, 1593 nucleotides. The record is from the annotation of a GenBank genome assembly. NCBI's taxonomy places the organism in Eukaryota, Metazoa, Arthropoda, Arachnida, Sarcoptiformes, Oppiidae.
GAUUAAUCUCUUGGUAACGAUCAUAUUUUAUCAUUCAAUUCAUUGCUAUUUAUUUGAGGGGCAAAUCACUCGGAGUUCACACUUUCAGGAGUGAAUCCAAAGCGAUAACUGAGCCGUUGUUUGGAGAAUACAAUCGCAGAGAUGAGGUUUGCUUUGCUUUGUUUGCCAUUAAUUGGGCUCAUCAUCACCAGUGAAGCCGCCCGGAAAGAUCGAUUUGAUCAGAAAUACCGAGUGGUGUGUUAUUGGGGAGCAUGGUCAUUCUAUAGGCCGGGGGAUGGGAAGUUUGAAGCGGAGAAUACGAACCCUAAUGUGUGCACUCAUCUGAUGUACGGAUUCUCUAAACUAAAUCCCGACAACACUAUCGGUCUCUUCGAUAAGGAUUUAGACACUGGAGAUACCGAUUGGCAAAGUGGUCUCGAGUGGGGACACGGAAUGUAUCGGCGAUGGAAUGACUUACGUAUGGUUAACCCACACGCGACUACUAUGAUAUCCAUUGGGGGGUGGAAUGAGGGGUCAGACAAGUACUCAAAUAUGGUCAGCAGUCCGGCUUCCAGGAAGACAUUUGUCGACUCUGUGGUCAAGUUCCUGCAGGUACAGAAUUUUGACGGUUUGGACCUCGACUGGUAUAUAAAGAAAAACAUUUCGGAGUACCCGGGUAUGCAAGCAGUGGGAGACGCCGACAGAAAGCCCGGCAAAGACACAGAUAAAGCCAAUUAUAUCGCACUCCUUAAGGAACUUCACGAGGCUUUCAAACCUCACGGCUUUGUAUUAUCGGCCGCUGUGUCCGCGGGAAAGCCCACUAUCGAUAGGGCCUAUGAUGUGAAAUCAAUGAGUACUUACUUGGAUUUCAUUAAUCUGAUGUCAUACGACUUCCACGGGGGCUGGGAGAAUAAGACAGGUCCGUCAUAUGCUCAUAACUCACCCCUUCAUCCCAGACAAGAAGAUGUGGAAUUAGACAAAGAGUUUACUAUUGAAUAUGCGGUCGACUAUUGGCUCAAACUAGGAGCUGAUGCCAAGAAACUUGUGUUGGGAAUGCCAUUAUACGGACGCACAUUCACUUUGGCUGAUCCUAAUCAACACGGAAUAGGUGCUAAGGCUGUUGGAAAGGGUGGUGCGGCCGGACCUAUCACUAGACUCAUCGGAACUCUAGGCUAUAAUGAAAUCUGUGGUAUGUUGAAGAGUGGCUAUAAGGUAUACAGGGAUGACGUCCAGAAGAUCCCGUAUGCCGUGAGUGGAGACCAAUGGAUUGGUUUCGAUGAUGUCCAGAGUAUCACAGAUAAAGUUAACUUUGUUAAGAGUAAGGGAUUGGGAGGAGGAAUGGUCUGGUCUAUUGAUACGGAUGACUUCAGAGGUUUGUGCGGACAGGGAAAGUAUCCGCUACUCAAGACUAUUAGCAAACUAUUGAACGGAAUUGAUGGAAACCCGGACCCAAUAAUUAUUGAACACCACGUAACUAAAAAGCCAGCACCUGGUUCAACUCCGCAACCGGGUCCCGACCCAACACCCGCUCCAGUGUCACUGCCCACCAAAAAGCCCGGACCUACCCCUCAACCAGGCUCAACCCCUAUAAAAGUGCUAAAUUCAAACAUUUAG